CGCGUAGAGAGAGGUGUCUCUCUCUCUCUCUCUCUCUCUCUCUCUGACGCAAAGCCAUGACCGACGUCGAGAGCCAGAACCCUAAUUUGGACCGUCCGGCGAAGCGCCGAGGUGAAGAACUCGCUGAGGACGACGAGAGCAAAAUCCAUGAACAGGCGAAGCGCCGAAGGGAAGAAUUCGAUGAGCGCGCUGCUGGCACUGGGAACAGUACAUCGUCGGACAAGGAGCCUCCAAUCGUAGAUGAUGGCUCCCCGUUGGUGCUGCAGCAAAACGAAGAUAAGGAGGGUAGCGGUGCCAAAGAAGAUAGUGAUGUAGAAGAAGUUAGCGCUACAGAAGAAGAUUAUGAUUCACCAGACCCCUAUAUGUUUGAUAAUUAUGUUCAUGAAGAUGAUGGUAGAAUUUAUGGAUAUUGUGCAUCUUGUGUUGUCAAUGAAGUCUGCAAACGUUGUGGUAACAAGGAUGGCUACCCUGCUGGUGUGGAUCCAGUCAAAUGUCAUAUUUGUGGUACCAGUUGUGAGUUUACUGAACCCUGUCUAUCUUUGGUGCUCGGUGAGUGUUUCGAGAAGGGUUUUAUGCUUCCAAGGAGUAGGGAAGGAUCAGGUGACUCUGGAUAUGUUCCUCCAGCCUACUAAGAUGAGGUAUCAACAAACCGUAGGGAUGGUUUGAUUUUGUUGUUUUUAAAUGAAAAACAAUUUAUGUGCUGUGAAAUUAAUUAAAGCAGUUCUAGGUGUAUUGUUGUGCUGAAAUUUUUUCUUCUUCUUAUUUUUCUAUUUCUUUUGUAAUUUGACUAUAUUAUUCCUAUAAUUUGUUAUAUAUUUUAUG
Molecule: messenger RNA, 822 nt
Organism: Rosa rugosa (rugosa rose)
Lineage: Eukaryota; Viridiplantae; Streptophyta; Magnoliopsida; Rosales; Rosaceae
Exons: 3
Coding region: 57-632 (191 amino acids)
Source: RefSeq, a predicted model, not a curated record